GCGUCCUUCUGGUGCUUGAAGCGAUGACCAUGGCAGCAAAUCUCGCGCGACGGCUGAUCGGAAACCGAUCGACUCAGAUCCUUGGUGCUGUGAACUCUAGCUCAGGUGCGGCUACUUCCGUCGCUAGGGCUUUCUGCUCAUCCACCACUCCGAUCACCGCAACUCUCUUCCCUGGUGAUGGGAUCGGUCCCGAGAUCGCCGAAUCUGUCAAAAAGGUGUUUACAACUGCUGGUGUGCCAAUUGAGUGGGAAGAACACUAUGUUGGGACUGAGAUAGAUCCGAGAACACAGAGUUUCUUGACAUGGGAAAGUCUCGAAUCUGUGCGUAGAAACAAAGUUGGUUUGAAAGGUCCAAUGGCUACUCCAAUUGGGAAAGGUCACCGUUCUUUGAACCUGACUCUUAGGAAAGAGCUGAAUCUAUAUGCCAAUGUUAGACCUUGUUACAGUCUUCCUGGUUACAAAACUCGUUACGAUGAUGUUGAUCUCAUUACCAUCAGAGAAAACACGGAAGGAGAAUACAGUGGCCUUGAACAUCAGGUUGUUAGAGGUGUGGUGGAAAGUCUUAAAAUCAUUACCCGUCAGGCGAGUUUGAGAGUUGCAGAGUAUGCUUUUCUCUAUGCCAAGACUCAUGGAAGAGAGAGAGUUUCUGCUAUCCACAAAGCCAACAUUAUGCAGAAAACUGACGGUCUUUUCCUUAAGUGUUGUCGCGAGGUUGCUGAGAAAUAUCCUGAGAUAACUUACGAGGAGGUUGUUAUUGACAACUGUUGUAUGAUGCUUGUGAAAAACCCAGCACUUUUUGAUGUCUUGGUGAUGCCAAACCUCUACGGUGACAUCAUCAGCGACCUGUGUGCCGGAUUGGUUGGAGGACUAGGGUUGACUCCAAGUUGUAAUAUCGGAGAAGAUGGUGUAGCCCUUGCUGAGGCAGUUCACGGUUCUGCACCUGAUAUUGCUGGAAAGAACUUGGCGAACCCAACCGCUCUGCUUCUGAGUGGAGUGAUGAUGUUACGUCAUCUGAAGCUCAACGAACAAGCAGAACAAAUCCACAGUGCAAUCAUCAACACCAUAGCGGAGGGAAAAUACAGAACCGCAGAUCUUGGAGACGCUUCACUCAGCAGCACUAAACUUGCCUCCAAACCAAUCCCAGAUCUGAAUCUAAACCUAAACCUCUCAAAAUCUCUUCUCAUCAUCAUCAUCAUCAUGGCUUCUUCUUCUAACUACGAUGGAAUCCUUCUCGGUAUGGGUAACCCACUCCUCGAUAUCUCUGCCGUCGUCGACGACGAAUUUCUCACCAAGUACGACAUCAAGUUGAACAAUGCGAUUCUCGCGGAAGACAAACAUUUGCCUAUGUAUGAUGAGAUGAGUAGCAAGUUCAAUGUUGAAUACAUUGCCGGAGGUGCUACUCAGAACUCAAUCAAAGUGGCUCAGUGGAUGCUUCAAAUUCCUGGGGCAACCAGUUACAUGGGAUCCAUUGGAAAGGACAAAUAUGGAGAGGCCAUGAAGAAGGAUGCUACUGCAGCUGGUGUCAAUGUUCACUAUUAUGAAGAUGAGUCGGCACCUACUGGAACUUGCGGUGUCUGUGUUGUUGGUGGAGAAAGGUCUCUUAUUGCAAAUCUUUCAGCUGCAAACUGCUACAAGGUUGAUCACCUUAAGAAGCCUGAAAACUGGGCAUUGGUUGAGAAGGCCAAGUUCUACUACAUUGCUGGAUUCUUCCUCACGGUAUCGCCUGAAUCCAUUCAGUUGGUAUCUGAGCAUGCUGCUGCAAACAACAAGGUGUUCACAAUGAACCUUUCUGCUCCAUUCAUCUGUGAAUUCUUCAAAGAUGUGCAGGAGAAGUUCUUGCCGUACAUGGACUUUGUUUUCGGCAAUGAGACAGAGGCAAGAACCUUCUCUAGGGUUCAUGGCUGGGAGACUGAAGAUGUCGAACAAAUAGCCAUCAAGAUUUCACAGCUUCCCAAGGCCACAGGAACAUACAAGAGGACCACUGUGAUUACACAGGGCGCAGAUCCAGUGGUUGUUGCUGAAGAUGGAAAGGUGAAGAAAUAUCCAGUCAUCCCUCUCCCAAAGGAGAAGCUAGUUGACACCAAUGGUGCAGGUGAUGCAUUUGUGGGAGGAUUCAUGUCACAGUUGGUGAAAGAGAAAUCGAUUGAGGAAUGCGUGAAGGCUGGAUGCUAUGCGUCGAACGUGGUGAUCCAAAGAUCUGGCUGCACUUACCCUGAGAAGCCCGACUUUAACUAAACGAUUGAGUCAUCCUCAGUUUUGUGAUAUCUUCCAAAUAAAACAACCUUUGAUUC
Molecule: messenger RNA, 2290 nt
Organism: Arabidopsis arenosa
Lineage: Eukaryota; Viridiplantae; Streptophyta; Magnoliopsida; Brassicales; Brassicaceae
Source: the annotation of a GenBank genome assembly